Cuscuta campestris is the source of this 1659-nucleotide messenger RNA. NCBI's taxonomy places the organism in Eukaryota, Viridiplantae, Streptophyta, Magnoliopsida, Solanales, Convolvulaceae. The record is from the annotation of a GenBank genome assembly.
GAAAAAUACUUUUCAUCCAAAUGUAUAAUAUAAGACCUCUCAAAUGGACGAAGUUAGAAAUUAUUUACAUGUAAAUGUGCGCCGGCGGGUAGGUAAUGGAGAGAACACUAUGGCUUGGGGAACCCCUUGGCUUUUGGAUGAAGCUAACCCUUACUUGCUUUCUGCCCCACUGGGGAUGGGUGACAACCCGCGGGUCGCGGAUUGGAUUGACCGUGAUUUACACUCUUGGAAUAUUCCACUUCUUAAUUCUCUGCUCUGUCCUAGGGAUGUUCAUGAGAUCCAAAAGCUACCUUUCAACUAUUACUUACAGGAUAUUUGGUACUGGAAGGGUGAUGUUUGGGGUCAUGACACAGUUAAAGAUGGCUAUCGGAAAUUCAUGGGGGAAGCCUUGCUAGAUCCGUCCUUUUCUUGUUGGGGAAGACUAUGGAAAAUUCCAGUUGCACCAAAAGUACGUGUUUGUCUCUGGCGAGCAGUUCGUGGGAUUCUCCCAACAUUGUGUACUCUUAUCUCUAAAGGCUUGGAGCUGGAAUCUCAUUGUCCUGUGUGUGGUUCUACGGGGGAGACAACUGAACAUAUUUUUCUCACAUGUCCUCUUGCUAAUUCUGUUUGGAAUCUUUUGGCAUUGGAGGGGAAUCGGUCGUCUGCCUCUGAAUUUCCUUCUUGGCUCCAGCAGGUUAUGAUUACGAGUUCAACAGUUGACCUUCAACGGAUUGCUUGGACGAUAUGGGUUUUGUGGAAGAACCGAAAUGAUGCCUUAUGGAAUUGUGUUGUGGCCAUGCCCUUAACCUUGAAGCACCAGACAAUUCACUUGCAUAGAACUUAUAGCUCCAACGGCAGGGGUCUUACUACAGCUCGUGGGAGGUUACAAAUGGUGGAGGGGCUUUCCAACUUUUGGAGAUGCUCAGUGGAUGCUUCUCUGUUUCCCGGUGUAUUCUCUUUGCACCUGAUGGCACUUUCAAGGCAGCAGUUAAUGGUUUCACCCAAAGUGAUUUUGAUCCUUUUAUGGCUGAAGUUGUGGCCUCAAGGGAAUGCCUCCUCCUUUUUGUCUUACGUGGGUUCACUGUUGAAUUCUUGCUUUGCUCUUAUUUCUUCAUUUAGACACAUUGAAUUUCAUUUUGUGCCCAGAUCUGAGAAUGUUUUGGCUCAUUCACUGGCUAGACAGAUCAGCCCAGCACCCCUCCUUCCUCUUGAAUCUCACGCACGGCACAAGGAAAAGAAAGGAACGAAGACUUCUUCUUCUUCUUCGCGCGAGCAGCGACUUCGUCUUCUUCGAAACGCUUCAACGGCUCUUCUCCAACGUUCGCCAAAAUAAAUGCUCCAACGGGAAGAAUUCAGCUCCUCCUUGCUAUAAAUUGAAGGCAAAUCGCAACAAUUCAAGAGGGGGGGACAACGAAGGGGAAUUCACACGGAGAAUAAAGCAGCGACUCUAGCCGCUGCUAUCUACGCAGCUCCGGUCGACGAUGGGCGGUGGUCUCCAACACCGUUCAUGGUUCCUCCAAGCUUCAAUUAUUCAAUUUCUUCAUCUUCUUCAACAAUUGGUAACCCUAUAUUUGUCAAUUUCUUUUUCUUCUCCAAUUUCUUUGUAAAAGUUGUUUUUCAAUUCUAAUUUACACUUUUUUUACCUAGUUUAUGUUAAUUUCAUAAAAUUUCAAAAAUGGU